UUUGCUAUUGUUAGAUAUACACAUAAAUCCAACGUCAAAGAUCCAAACAUUGAUGGGAAUUUCAUUGGUUUGAUCUGGGCUAUUUUAGCAUUAGGUCAAUUUAAAUUCAAUGGUUUUAUAAAUGAAGAAAGUAAAAUAUUGAGUUUAAAUUGUGCUAGAAACUCAGUUAUUGCAUUAGAAACAACAACAACUUCCACUAUUGAGACUAUUCAAUCAAUGCUAUUAUUAGGUUUAUUUUACUAUGAGAUUGGUGAAUGGGAUUCAGCAUGGGUUUUAACUUCAAGUGCUUCAAGAAUGGCUGUCGAUACAAGAUUGAUGAUUAAUAACAAUCAAAAAUUGAUGGAACAUGAGAUUAAAUUGAGAGAAAGAACUUGGAGUGGUGUUUAUUUGUUGAAUUUGCUUUUGAGUUUAAGAUUAGGGAGAUCUCCUGUUGUUAGAAAAGCUGAUUAUCCAAUUCCAAAGAUUUCUGAAGAUGAUUGGGAAGAAUGGGAUGGUUGGACUGAAUUUCAAAUUGAAAAUUAUGAGAACCUAACUUUGGCUAACAAGAAACCAUUAAAGUUAGAAAGUGCAAGAUGUUUAAGUGUUCAUAAUAAGUUAUUAGAACUGGCAUCCUUAUUGAAUCUGAUUGUUACAAGUUAUAUUGAAUAUAAUGAGAAUCUUGAUCAAACAGGGUUUUAUAAAAAUGAUCAUCAUAGAUUGUUAAAUACAAAUCCUGAAGUUUUCACAUUUGGUACUUAUACCAUCAAUCCAAAUGAAACAAUUGCCGUUUCUGCUAUUGAAGAUGAAUUACUUGAAUGGUUUAAAUCAUUACCCCCACAUUGUCAAAUAAAUGAUGACACAUCAGAUGAAGAGGAAAAUGGGAAGAUUCCACACUUUGUUGCUUUGAUUCAUUUAUUUUAUCAUUUGAGUUGGGGUUUAUUAGCUCUCAAAGUUUUGGAUAUCAAACAUAUUGAUGCAAGUGACACAAUCAAAGUAUUAAACCAUCUAAAUGUUAAUGUUCAUUUUGCGAAAUCUUUGAAGAGUAUUAUUGAAAUUUUGCAAAGAUUUAAUGUGAAAAGUUUGGUUCUCUCAAUUCCUUAUAUUGAUUAUUUCCUUAGUGUUCCUUUCAAGCUGAAUGAUGUUUUGGACAAAGAUUAUGCUAGUGAAAUCAUGGAUAUCUUGCAACAAGCUAGUACAAUUUCCCCUAGUUGCUUAGUGACUUAUAACAUUCUGAAGAUAAUGCAACAACAAGACCAAAAUAAGAGAUCAUUAAUGGCAACUUAUAAAGAACAACAGCAAUCACAUCAUCAACCAAUUCCAGCGGAAACACUAGCUCAAGGUACUUCAGAUUCGGAACUUUUGAAUAGUUUCAAACAAGCUAGUGGGAUGAACUCAUUGAAGCAUACACCCACACCAGACUUGCAACAAAGAUCAUAUUUUGCAAGACCACAAUCCACCAGCUUUAAACCAAUCUCUAGUUUCAAUUCACCAAAUCCAUCAGGAACAACAGCAACAUCUACAGAUCCAUCAACAAUGAUAAAUGAUUUAGAUAGUUUUUUGAUAGAUAUUGGACCAUCAAACAAGGGUGAAAACAAGAUGAAACAGUUUAUAAAGAACCUGGGAUAUGUUGGUAAUUCGAAAUCAUCGAUUUAUGAUCAUGUUACAACACCUCAAAUUGCAUCAUCAUCAUCAACAGGAGCAAUGGGCACAAUGGGUACUGCAUUAAAUGAAAAUUUAGCAUUCACACCUGGUGAGAUUGAAAGUAUUGGACUUCAUGAGUACUUGGAGCAUAUGGCAGCAUCAAAUAGUAAAAAGAGGUAG
Hansenula anomala is the source of this 1800-nucleotide messenger RNA. Its product is annotated as fungal specific transcription factor domain-containing protein. The transcript has a single exon. Gene Ontology annotation, biological process: DNA-templated transcription; positive regulation of transcription by RNA polymerase II. Gene Ontology annotation, molecular function: zinc ion binding; DNA binding; DNA-binding transcription factor activity. The annotation marks the transcript as partial. The record is from RefSeq and is a predicted model, not a curated record. Lineage: Eukaryota; Fungi; Ascomycota; Saccharomycetes; Phaffomycetales; Wickerhamomycetaceae.